Messenger RNA from Dalotia coriaria, 1611 nucleotides. RefSeq lists its product as uncharacterized. Lineage: Eukaryota; Metazoa; Arthropoda; Insecta; Coleoptera; Staphylinidae. The record is from RefSeq and is a predicted model, not a curated record.
AUGUUUUAUUCUUUCCAGUCGGAGCCCUCGCGACAAGUGAGAAUCCUGCCUGGUUUAGGAAAGGUGCACGUUGUGCAUUCGUACGACCGCAUCAUCCCCUACAUCGGGCACAAGCGGCUCACCGUCGUCACGCCAACACCGACUGUGGUGCGGGUGCGUCCGUCGACGCUCUAUCGCGAAUUCGACCGCAUCGAAAACAAACUUAGACCGUACACGUACAACUCGUACACCAACGAUUACCUCAACUCCGAUAGCCAUGUGGUGAGUGUUUGCGCGAGCGAAUGUCUGGAUGAAAUCGAAACCGGACCUUGCCAGUCUAUCGUCCUUCGACCCUUUAUACCAGCCGUUAUUACGAUCCUUACUAUAUCUCCGCGUCUACUAUCCUUCUCGUACCUUGACUACACCCCUACGUACCUUCGCUCGCUGCUCCCGGCGACGAGAAGUUAUUACUACUCGCAUCUUAGUUUAUAUCCAUCGGAAAGAUUUGAUCUAUCUCUGUACCCGUCCUGGCGCCACCAUUACGCACGCAUGUUCGAUGAUGAAACGAGAGCGAUCCGGGCGCAGAUCAACUCACUGUCGAAUCAAGUGCACCUUCAUGUGCCACGCAAGCUCAGGCAGAUGCCAUUGCCCUACACACCCUACACGAGCUACUCUAGCAGAUAUGAGGAAGCACCGGCCAGGUGGUCCAACGACAACUACGUUCACAAGAUGAUCUGCUCUACACCAUCGAACUCCGCUGAAUAUACUACUUACUGGAGUGAUCCUGUCAGGAGACAAUUUAACAAUGGCCGCCUCGCAUGUGUGUCCAUCGUCGGCGGCAAGGCACAACCACGCCGCAAGAACAUCUACGUCUACCACGAUGAUCCUGUAAGGAGCGACAUUCAACUGUUGAGCUACUACAUCAAUCGCUUCCGUGAAGAGAGAAACAUCAAAAAGCCCAUCAGCGUCCGAGCCGUGGAGAGUAUUGUUGAAGAGAAACCUGUUAAACCAAAAGUAGAAGAGAUUAGUGAAUAAUGCAACUUCCUUCUACCACAUCACCAAAACAAAAACCACACACAUGAACACACACAACACCGCAUUAUCAUAAUACACAAAACAAACAAAUAAAAACAAAUCAAAUAGAUUUAAAUCAAUUUGAAAGAUGAUGCACGAAUUUACGCACACGAUUUUUUGCACAUAAGUUAAAUUUUGUGUUUUUAUUUUCAAGAUUGCAAAUAUAUUUUGUUCAGAGGCCUAAUACUUUAAGUAAACAGAAUUUAUUUGAGAUUUUUGAAUUUUGCAAACUGAUAUAACACAAAAUUACAAAAAUAAAUUAUUUUUUGAUUGUUUGAGGUUAUGUCAUGUUGCAAUGCAAGUUAAUUCAUUCAAAUGUUAUUAUUACGACUAACAAUUAAUACUAAAUCAAUUAAAACAUCAUCAAAUUUGAUUGAAUGGGUAAAACUUGCAAAAAUCUCAACUAAACACGCGCGAGUUUUAAAAAUAGUUUAAGAGAGUUUAUUUUUCGCCUAUAAAACGCAAGAUUUUUUAAAACUUGAAUCUUAAAUUAUUGUUAUAUAAAUUAACUUAAAUUAUUGUUGUUGAGAGAAUAAAAUAUUAUUUUGUUUAAAAAAA